Molecule: messenger RNA, 2282 nt
Organism: Trifolium pratense (red clover)
Lineage: Eukaryota; Viridiplantae; Streptophyta; Magnoliopsida; Fabales; Fabaceae
Product: glycerol-3-phosphate 2-O-acyltransferase 6-like
Exons: 2
Coding region: 279-1766 (495 amino acids)
Biological process (GO): cutin biosynthetic process
Cellular component (GO): membrane
Molecular function (GO): phosphatase activity; glycerol-3-phosphate 2-O-acyltransferase activity
Source: RefSeq, a predicted model, not a curated record
AUAUUGAAUUAAAUAUUUCUUUCUCAAAAGUUGGCACCACAUAUUAUUAUAUUACGUUGAAUUAAUAAUUAUCUUUCUCUAAAUUGUUCACCAACAUUACCAUACCCUUCCUUAGUCCUUUAAAAACCCCUUCAUGACCCUCUCUCUCCUCAUAACAUCUUUGAGCCAACUAUAAUAUCUAUAGCUAGCUCAACCAAUCCUAUCUUCCCUUCACAAAACAUCUUAGCAAAAAAAACUCAUUUUUUCUCUUCCUUUCUAAAAAUUUACACAAUUAUAUCAUGGGAGCCUUUCCUCUUUUUCAACCAAUUUCUAAAUGUAGCACAAAAGAUAGAUCAAACCAAACCGUGGCAUCGGACUUAGAUGGUACGCUUCUUGUGUCGCGAAGUGCUUUUCCAUAUUACAUGCUCAUCGCACUCGAAGCCGGAAGCAUUCUAAGAGCACUAGUUCUCUUAUCCUUAGUCCCUUUCGUAUAUUUCACGUACUUAUUCGUCUCUGAGACCUUGGCUAUCAAAACAUUGAUCUUUGUCACGUUCGCAGGACUAAGAAUUCGAGACAUUGAAAUUGUUUCUCGAUCAGUGUUGCCUAGGUUUUAUGCUGAGGACGUGCAUCCGGAGACAUGGAGAGUGUUCAAUUCAUUCGGGAAACGAUAUAUUAUCACGGCGAGUCCGAGGUUGAUGGUUGAGCCUUUUGUUAAGACAUUUUUGGGAGUUGAUAAGGUUCUUGGAACUGAAUUGAUGGUUACAAAAACAGGGAGGGCAAGUGGGUUUGUUAAGGAACCUGGUGUUCUUGUUGGUGAACACAAGAAAGAGGCAGUUAUGAAAGAAUUUGGAAGUAACAAUUUACCUGAUUUAGGACUGGGAGACAGUGUAACUGAUUCUGACUUCAUGUCCAUUUGCAAGGAAGGAUACAUGGUGCCAAGGACCAAAUGUGACCCAUUACCAAGAAACAAACUUCUAAGCCCAAUUAUUUUUCAUGAGGGUAGAUUAGUCCAAAAACCAACUCCUCUAGUUGCACUCUUAACCUUCUUAUGGAUGCCAAUUGGUAUCAUCCUUUCAAUUUUAAGGGUAUAUCUCAACAUACCUUUACCUGAAAAACUUGCUUGGUACAAUUAUAAAUUACUUGGAAUAAGAGUGAUUAGAAAAGGUACUCCUCCACCACCACCAAAAAAAGGUCAAAGUGGUGUAUUAUUUGUGUGCAACCAUAGAACAGUUUUAGAUCCAGUUGUUACAGGAGUUGCAUUAGGAAGACAAAUAAGUUGUGUAACUUAUAGCAUAAGUAAAUUCACCGAAAUGAUUUCGCCUAUAAAAGCGGUUGCGCUUUCUAGGGAAAGAGAUAGAGAUGCGGCGAAUAUAAAGAAAUUGCUUGAAGAAGGGGAUUUAGUGAUUUGUCCUGAAGGAACAACUUGUAGAGAACCGUUUCUAUUGAGGUUUAGUGCUCUUUUUGCCGAAUUAACGGAUAGGAUUGUCCCGGUCGCGAUCAAUACUAAGCAGAGUUUGUUUUAUGGUACAUCGGCUCGCGGCCACAAAUUGUUGGAUCCUUAUUUUGUGUUCAUGAACCCUAUGCCAACUUAUGAAAUCACUUUCUUGAAUCAAUUGCCUUUGGAAUUGACUUGCAAAGGAGGGAAAUCUUCAAUUGAAGUUGCAAAUUAUAUUCAAAGGGUUCUUGGAGGGACUCUUGGAUUUGAAUGCACCAAUUUAACAAGGAAGGAUAAGUAUGCUAUUCUUGCUGGAACAGAUGGAAUCGUUGGAUCUAAGAAGAAAGAUUAAAAUUGAGGAGAAUUGAGUAAAUCUAUUUCAAUUUUCUAUUCAAUACUGGAAAAAGUUGAAUUAUUUUUGAAAAUUACAUAUAAAAAAAUAUAAAAUUUAUCUUUAAUUAAGUCGUUGAUCCGUGUUAAAGACGACAUGAUUAGAGACUAAUUUUAUCUUUGUCUGUAAUUUCCGUUGAUAAUUCAUUUUUUUAAUAGUGUUUGAUUGCAUUUUUAAAAGUUUUUAUAGUUAUCAGAAUAAUAAAAAAAAUACCAUUGCGUUUAUGCUCAUAAAAAUAACAAUUUAUGUACAUUAUUAUUCUGAUAAAUACAAAUAGUUUAUUUAUUUUGUCAGAAAAAUGUUGCUGGUCAGUUAUAAAACCUAAAGUUCAUCUUUGUGAUGUAAAGGUUCUAUAUAUACAUAUAUAAUUUUCCAAUACAGUGUAUUACAGUUAAAAAUGUUAGUAUUUUGACACAAUAAUUGACACCUUACACUGUAUAUUGAUAUAAUUUUAGUUUCUUUAUUAUUAUUUUCUCA